AUGCUGCGUGACGACAAAAAGUCCCCGCAAGAAAUAAAUGCCACAGAAAAAUCAUAUAAGGCUAAUGGAGGCAAUAACUUAAUUGCAAACGACGCUAUUAGAAAUAGUUUCAUCAAAGAUAAAAUAGACAAAGAAAAAGCGCUUGAAAAAAAUGAAAUAAAAGACGAUGACAGUUUAAAGGGCCUUAAUAUAUUUCAGAAGGCCCGACUUAUGAUGUCCUUGAUAACGGUUGAACCGAUUUUAGCAUGUUACGUUAUGCCCUCCGUUCUUUCGGCUUUAGCUACACAAAACUUAUAUUUGGAAAAGGCUUGUAGAGUUAACCUGGGUUUUGGCGAUCAGGUCUGUGAUGCUUUAACCAAGCGGCAAACAUCUAACUACACCUUGGAAGAGGAAGCAGUCCAGACAUUAGUGGCAUCUGUAGCUGGGUGGAAAACAGUGCUCCAAUCAUUCCUGCCGUGCGGGAUAUUAAUAUUUCUUGGCGCAUACAGUGACAGAGUUGGGCAGAGGAAGUUUUGUAUGCUGCUUCCGAUUGUUGGCGAAUUUUUGACCAGCAUAGGACUUAUAGUGAACACUUAUUUUUUCUAUGAACUGCCUGUGGAAGCUGCUGCUGUGACUGAAGCAAUAUUCCCAGCUUUGACCGGAGGCUGGUUUACGAUGUUUAUGGGUGUGUUCAGUUAUAUAGCGGAUGUGACUACAGAGGAACAGAGGACGUUGAGAAUAGGAAUAGUAAAUCUAUUCUAUUCUGUAGGAGUGCCAGUGGGUGCAGCUCUUAGUGGUAUAUUAGUGCGAAAAAUUGGAUUGUAUGGUGUUUUCUCAUUGAGUGCGACUCUGUACGUUUUGAGUUUCAUAUAUGGAUACUAUAGGAUUAAAGAAGUUAAAAGGACUGACCUCUGUGUGAAGAAAACCAACGGUUGCUGCGAGUGGUUGCGGGAUUUCUUCGACACACGAUACGUCAAGGACACGUUGAUGGUUGCGUUCAAGACCGGCCCUAACAACCGCAGGCUGCGGGUUAUCAUGCUUGUUGUAGUCCUCUGUGUUGUUAUAGGACCCAUUUAUGGUGAAAUGUCAGUAAUGUAUCUGUUCACGCGGUACAGGUUUAACUGGAACGAAGUGGAUUUCAGCAUGUUUUCAACGUAUGCAAUGUGCACUUCCCUAGUCGGAACCUUGUUCUCAGUGGGGGUGUUUAGUCACCUGCUGAAAUUUGACGAUGCAAUCAUCGGAGUGAUAUCUUGCACCAGUAAGAUAUUGUCUGGCUUUAUGUACGCGUUCGCGACGAAAACCUGGCAUAUUUACAUAGCACCUCUGAUUGAAAUAUUUAACGGCACAUCAUUUAUUGCUAUGAGAUCAAUGGUGUCGAAACUCGUGGAGAAGGACGAACUAGGCAAAGUGAACUCAUUCUUCGGCGUGGCUGAAGCUAUGAUGCCGUUGGUGUACGCGCCGAUGUACACUACAGUGUACACCGCUACCAUCAAGUCCUUUCCUGGAGCCUUCUUCCUUCUCGGCGGGGGCCUUACUGUGCCGGCUGUACUUAUAUUCAUAUGGUUGUAUUUGGCAAACAAAAAGCAUAUCAGUCAAACCACACAGCAAGAUGGAAAUGAUAAAGCAAACUUAGAAGAGAAACAGGAGAAAAAUGGUAUCGAUAAUAAAGCUUACGAGGCUGAAGAGAGAAACAAACCUACAUCCAAAGUCGAUGCAAACUCACACGAAGAAGUUAACACUAACCUAAACCAGUCGCAAAUUGAAAUGGGCUUCACUGAGAGUAUGUUAUGCACGAGUAAAUUGUAGACUUCAAGUUUAUCGUCCCCCGAACUUAUACUUACAGGGUUAAAUAAAAAAUACUACGAAGCUCUCGGCCUUGCGUUUCCUGUCAUUAAGAAUAACAACUACUACUAUUAAAAAUUCAGAAGUAAUUUAUUUCAUGCAUAAAAAUUACUAAGUACAUCGUCAGGGGUAUAACGUAUCUCGCGACUGCCUUGCGACAUGCGUGAAUGUUGCAAUCACUGCUGUCAAACGUACCUUUUCCAAACAAAAAGUCGACGUUAAUCACCCUGCGUGUUAUUUCAUUAAUCUGCAAAGUGACAUUAAACUGUCAAACCAAAUACAUGUGAUUUGACAACGUUGCGUCUUCGGGUCAGUGACCUCACCAUCGUCGUGGUUCGUGCGCUAUGGCCGAUAUUACAUUACAGACUAGUAACAAGUAAUUAUAAAUACUCUAGUAAAGUAUUGAAUAUUUAAUAUUACACCAACUAUCAAGUAAAAAAAGGAGUAAAACAAAAGUUAGUUUUAACGUAAACAACUACAGGCUGAGAGCUUCUGGUAUUUUUUAUUUAAGCCCGUAUAGCUUAUGCUGUAACUUUUCCCUCACCUUUCUACUGUGAAAUAGUAUAAGAGUGAACGGUAAAUUCAUACCUGUCUAUUAAUACUGUUAUUCAAAUUUUUUUAGUAUUAAAUAGCUUAAUAUACUAUAGUUUAUGUUAUAUUUUAUAGU
Pararge aegeria (speckled wood butterfly) is the source of this 2488-nucleotide messenger RNA. RefSeq names its product solute carrier family 46 member 3-like. The transcript is spliced from 7 exons. Gene Ontology annotation, molecular function: transmembrane transporter activity. Gene Ontology annotation, cellular component: membrane. The record is from RefSeq and is a predicted model, not a curated record. The coding region runs from base 1 to 1785 and encodes 594 amino acids. Gene Ontology annotation, biological process: transmembrane transport. Lineage: Eukaryota; Metazoa; Arthropoda; Insecta; Lepidoptera; Nymphalidae.